This is a messenger RNA of Poeciliopsis prolifica (blackstripe livebearer), 7199 nucleotides long. RefSeq names its product zinc finger and BTB domain containing 44 (gene zbtb44). Bases 367 to 2355 code for a protein of 662 amino acids. The record is from RefSeq and is a predicted model, not a curated record. The transcript has 6 exons. Gene Ontology annotation, molecular function: protein binding. NCBI's taxonomy places the organism in Eukaryota, Metazoa, Chordata, Actinopteri, Cyprinodontiformes, Poeciliidae.
CUUCCAGUAUGACACAGUGCGGGUUACGCGUUGCAUUGUGGGGGUAAAAAUAUAGCAUAGAUAAGACAACGGGAACCACAAAGGAAUGAAAACAGUACCUCGGUAACUGUUUUCAUUUACCGAGGGGUAGAACCUAUUUAUGGGAAUGUGAAUCCGUCAGAGCGGCCUCAAACGGUGAGCAGGGGCGGCUGGCCUCAGAGGAGCGGGGAAUGUGAGCGGGUGUUGCGGCGCAGCUGCAGCAGGGCGCACCGCUGUCUUCGACUGCUUUUUGUCAGCUGAGCCAUCAGCAUCCAGAGGCCCCGGCUGCUUUUCCAGGCCUCCCGCCCAAAGGACACAUUUGCUUUACACAGUAAGGAGGACUCCAUCAUGGGGGUGAAAACCUUCACCCACAGCUCAACUUCCCACAGCCAGGAGAUGCUUGAUAAGCUGAAUGCUUUGCGCAAUGAGGGUCACCUCUGUGAUGUUACCAUCCGGGUUCAGGACAAGCUCUUCCUAGCACACAAGGUGGUCUUGGCAUGCUGCAGUGAGUUCUUCCGUUCCAAGCUUGUGGGCCGACCAGAAGACGAGGAAAAGUUUGUGUUGGAUCUCCAUCACGUGACGAUUAGUGGCUUUGCUCCGCUUCUGGAAUAUGCCUACACCUCCACUCUUUCCAUCAGCACAGAGAACAUCAUCGACGUCCUGGCAGCAGCCAGCUACAUGCAGAUGUUUGCCGUAGCUAGCACAUGUUCCGAGUUCAUGAAGUCCAGCAUCUUGUGGAGCCCAACAAACAACAACAGCAGCAGCAUAGCGGUGGACAAGGCGCGUGAAGUGGCGCCUGAGAGCGCUUCGUCACACUGUGCCCUGACGCCGCUGGAUGGCAGUGUGUCCCCUGUGUCGUCCGACUGCAGCGUGAUGGAGAGGAAUGUUCCCAUCUGCCGGGAAUCCCGACGAAAACGAAAAAAUUUUGUGACAAUUGCAUCGCCGGAGAGCCCACUCAAAUGCACUGCACAGAUGGUCAACACCUCCCCUCAAAUCCCCAACCCAUCGCCCUCAUUUUCAGAUGGCCCGGCCCAGGCGGUGGAGUCUUCCCUGGCUUUUCCCUGGACGUUUCCCUUUGGCAUUGACCGGAGGUUUCACUCAGACAAAUCUAAGCUGCCGGAGAGCCCCCGCUGUUUGGAGGCAGGUACCCCCGGGACCUCGGAGGGCGUGGUUGCCCGCCGGCUCAGUGACUUCUUGACGUGCCAGAGCUCCAAGGUGGUGUCAUCGCCAGUGGCUACAGAGGAGGAGGACGUGAGGGUGAAGGUAGAGCGACUCAGUGACGAGGAGGUUCAGGAGGCAUCUUCCCAACCCGUCAGCGCCUCUCAGAGCUCCAUGAGCGACCAGCAGACGGUGCCAGGGAGUGAGCAGGUCCAGGAAGAGCUUCUUAUCAGUCCACAGUCCUCUUCUAUAGGAUCAAUGGAUGAAGGUGUGUCAGAAAGCCUGCCUUCCAUGCAAAGCACCUCUAACACUGGAGGACACACAGAGGAUGAUGAGAGGCUGGAAGGUAUCCAGUAUCCAUACCACCUCUAUAUAAGCCCAUCGGCUCGACCUGGCACCAAUGGGCCAGACCGGCCUUUUCAAUGCCCAACCUGUGGAGUCAGAUUCACACGCAUUCAAAACCUGAAACAGCAUAUGCUCAUACACUCCGGCAUUAAACCUUUCCAGUGUGAUCGCUGUGGGAAAAAGUUCACACGGGCCUACUCCCUAAAGAUGCAUCGGCUGAAGCACGAAGGUAAACGCUGUUUCCGGUGCCAGAUUUGUAGCGCCACAUUCACGUCCUUCGGUGAAUAUAAGCACCACAUGAGGGUCUCCCGACACAUAAUCCGCAAGCCGCGGAUUUAUGAGUGCAAAACAUGCGGCGCCAUGUUCACCAACUCUGGCAAUUUAAUUGUACACCUGAGGAGUCUGAACCAUGAGGCAUCCGAGCUAGCAAACUACUUCCAGAGCAGUGAUUUCCUCGUGCCCGACUACCUGAGCCAGGUGCAGGAGGAGGAGGAGGCACUGGGAGUUCCAUAUGAGCUGGAGGAAUCCCAACAUCACCCAGUUUACCUGGGCAGCACCUCCAAUGUCGCCACCACCACUGCCUCAUCCUCUUCCUCAGUCCAAAUGCCGGUCAUCUCCCAGGUCUCCUCUUCCACACAGAACUGUGAAAGUUCCUCUGGCUUACUUACACCUGAGCCCCUGGAUCCCCCGGAAGCCCCAACCUCCAAUAAGAUGAACGCCGAUGAAACGGCAGUUAUGACAGAAAACAAGAUGAAUGACGGUGUCAGGGACAGUUCCCCAGAGGAGUUUGGAGGGGAACAGCCUAAGGAGGUGGCUUCCAUUACCAUAGAGUGAUCCAAGUCUUCUUCCUGCCCCCUGAUGUAUUUUGCACUCAGGUUAUAUGGGAAUAUAAGUCUAAAUGUUUGGAAGACUGAAAGAACUCGGAGAUCCACAAUGCAGCCCUUAUACGGAACAAUGGAAACGCUACAGUGUUUUCAAAAGAUGCUGUUGAUUUGAUGACAUCGUUUUACAUGCAAAAACCACAGCACUUCUUCAGAUUUCACACUAGUUCAUUGGCUGGGGAAUCCAGAACUCACAGCCUCCUUGCUCCCUGAAAGCCAGCAUUAUUUUAGCAGUUUUAACAACACUGUUUUUUUUUUCCCAUAUGACUUGAAUGCAGCACCGUCUCAAGUCAGUGAAGUGUCAGCCAAUUGGAGGUCUGUCCGUUCCAAGCCUUGCUCUACUUUUAGAAAGUGCCUGAGAGUUCACACUUUAGCAAAGUCACAUAAAAGAAAUGAAGUGAUAAAUCAAGUCUUUGCAAACUGAUCUAAAAUGGUCCUUGUAUUACAUUUGUUAUAGUAAUGCUAGUUUGUAUGGGCAGAAACUGUGUUACUCAUUUGGUGCCGUUGCUAUUGGCAAAAAUUACAUGUCAAUAUUAAUCUAUCUUGCAAUAGCUUGUACUGUACUUCUAUAUGAAUGCUGUGUAUGUUGACUGUUGUUCUAUGAUGUGUGUGUAUGUGCAUUUCUAUGACCAGUAUGAACACAGUGCAUUUUCUUUUCUAAAUGUUUCAAACUUGAACUGUACUGACAAAGUGUCUCCUAAAGCUAUCUGUGCAGUGGCAACACUGUUUUGACUGGUUCCACAGUUUGACUUGUCAGUGAACACUGUUGUGAAAUCCAACUCUGGUUCUACUGAAAAGCAAAAUUCUCUGUUUCUAGAUCAGUUUGGAUAUGUGUUUUUGCCCUUUAAAUCCAGGGUCAAACAAAAGACGGACGGUUUAAGGUUACUUCAUAAAUAGGCAUGGGAUUGUCAUGACAUAAAACAGCCCCUGACAUUCACAUUGAGAAUUAGAACCAAAUGCCAAGGACAGGGGUGGGCACUCCUGGUCCUCGGGGCCGGUGUCCUGCAACUCUUGGAUGUCUCCCUGGUCCAACACAGCUAAAUCAAAUCACUGAAUCACCUCCUAAAUGCAGUCAGGUUCUCCAGAGUUCUGCUAAUGACCUCAUUAUUUGACUCAGGUGUGUUGAAGUAGAAACACAUCAAGAAGUUGGAGGAGACUGGCCCUUGAACCCUGGAAUUGCCCACCCCUGACCUAGAAUCUGAUCAAAUUGGUUUUAUCGUGAAGAAAAGGCAACAACUCCUACAACUUUUAAAGUAACAUAACAUGGAAUAUUACAGCUAUAUUUUAUUUGUAACCUUCAUUCAGUGUCAUUUUGAUCCAUUGAAAAUGUUAGGAGCAGCAUGAUGAACAUGUUAGUUCAUCUUUUUGCUAACCUUUGUGCACUCAUGCCUAUUUCCAACUGCAGGUAAGUAUCACUACGUUCACACUGAAUGUGUAAUCACUUGCUAUUUUACCCUAACUGAAGCUCAGCCACUUUUUUUGCCAUUGUUGUUUGCAGUUGCUUGAUUAGCCGUCAGUACAUUGCUAAUGAUGUUAGCAUAAUGCAUUUGAGUAAUGGUUCCACUUAGGUAAAAUAUGACAGUUUUUUUUUUUGUUUAUUUUGUUUAUUUUUGUUUAUUUUACUUUACUUACGCAGAGACAACAAUGUUUUCAGUAGUUCAAUUUUACAGUUGCAAGUUCUCUGUGUAGUUUGACAUUUUUAUUUCUGCAUUUAUGGAUUUUUCUCUCCACUUUGUGUGAGCAGAGAACUCACCAUGCAGCAGUCGGUUCCUGCUUUGGGGAUGUUGUAACAAGUUAUCUAUUUAUAGUCCAACUGUAAGUAAAUGUGGUUUUGAGGGUGUUAUUUUUGGAUUGGAUCAGGAUCAAAAAUUAAUUUUUCAUAAGCUGAAACUGGUCCAAUCUUCAGAAAUUAUAAACUUAGUUUAUAAGUUAGAUAUGAAGAUUUCGAUGAUCACAAAUUUCUCCAAAUCACUGAAAACAGGUAACUAGCAAGAUACAAAGAUAAAAUAAUACACAGUGAUUACAUUUGUAAGAAUAUGUUCAUUCAUGGGUAAGAAAUUAAUUUUGGGAGGAAUAAAAUGACAUUGAUCAAGAGCCUCGUUUUAGACACAUUAUUAGGAACACCUGUGUUGUGAAAUCAAAUAUUGCCUCCAAGUUCAAGUAGAUAUUUCAAUAUGAGUCAUCUAUUUACAGUAUGGAAAAAGAGAAGGGUAGAGAUGUCCUGUUGUUGUCUGAUGCUUUUGUGGGUAACUAACUGCAACAUGUAGGAUUUGUUUUUGUCAUUGCAGCUGGACCAUUUUUCAGAUUUACUGUAAGCAAGUCCCAAACAGAAAUAUUGUGGUGGCAUUGCUUUAGCAAUAGAGAAGCACUGAGCAGAUACAUGUCUCUCUUACUUGAUUUGCAGUUUUUGUCAGAUUUCAACACUCAAACAGAUUUUUCCUAUUUGUUUUUUGUAAGAACAGCAUUCAGAAUCUUGUUUUACUACAGGUCCUGCUGUAAACGGCCAUGUUUUUUUUGUGUGUGUUUUACUUAGAAGAGCUGAUAUGUCUGUGAGAGAGAGCUGUCACUGUUCAGCUGUUUUAUUUUAAAACAAAGUGAUUAUUCAUUUUCAAAUGACUAAUUAGACUGACUUGAGCAUUCAGCAUAGUUAAAAUAGAACAGACCCAACAUUGACUGAAACUGUAAAAAGGUUUCAAAGAUUUCUGAAUUUAGUGUGUUUCAUAUCAUAUAGUUAGGAGUGCCAAAUUACAAGAUAUAAAUAAUUGUUAAUGAAAUAAUUAUUUAAAUCUGUCAUUAAUUUGAUAAAACUGUAAAUACAUGCCAAUGUAAAUGAAUAGGGCAUGAAUUUUAUGGACCUCAAUUUAAUUGUAUUGAAGAUAUUUCUGCACUUUCCAGCAAAGAAAUUGACCUCACACUCAUAUAAUUAUCAUAGAAGAAGGUCUUAAUUUGUUGCUUGAAGCAGCCAAUCAGAGACUCCAAUGAAUUCAAAUGAAGUUUGUCUGUCUGUCUGUUUAUUAGGAUCCUCAUUAGCCGUUGCUGUAACUAACAGUGGCUGAUGAGGGUUCUGAGGUCCACAUGAUAAAAAUAGCUUUUAUUACAAAAACAGUUAUACACAUUCAACAUAAUAUUAGGAACACCGCAUAUUAAUUAAUAAAUGUACAGUUAUAACACUUUGUCAUAAAAUAAUGAACCAGGGCUGUUUAAAAAGUUCUAGCAUUUGUUACAUUUAUGACAGAUGAAAGAAGUGAGUUCCUCUAAAUACUAACCGUCUUUUCAGCAUUCCUGUUGCUAGCUUUUUAAAGCAUGUCUUGUAUUAAAAUUGUGUGCAAUCUGGUUAAAUAAAAGUUAAUUGUGUAUAAAAUCGGGCUGCACAGUGGCGCAGUUGGUGGCACUUCUGCCUUGCAGCAAGAAGGUCCUGGGUUUGAUUCCUGGUCUUUCUGGAUGGAGUUUGCAUGUUCUCCCUGUGCAAGGUGGGUUCUCUCCAGGUACCCCGGCUUUCUCCCGCAGACCAAAAACAUGACAGUCAGGUUAAUUGGUCUUUCUAAAUUCAAUUUAGGAUUAGGAUGAUUGUUUGUUUUAUCUGUUUCUGUGUUGCCCUGGUGACCUGUCCAGGGUCCCUCGCGACCUCACUAGGGACAAGGUGGAAUGGAUGGAUUAAUAUAUAAAACAACUGGUAUUUUAUAAAAAAGCAUAAGAGGGCAAUGUCUCUUAUUUUCAAUCAAGGGCCAUUCUAAUGCUUUUUGCAUCCUGAUAUUUGUGCAUUUCAUCAAGCAUAGUGCUGUAGCCAAUAUUACAUAUUGUAACUUAAAUUUUAUAUAACUGUGUAGUGCAUUGUUAUAUUUAUUUCCUUUUUAAAUAAAUGAAAUAAUUAUUUGAUAGGUCACUCCAUUUGAAGUUACUUCCUUUGUCUUUAGCGCAACCUGAUAGCUCUUGGGUUUGAUGUGUUCAGUGACCAGUGGAGGGUUGGAAUUUUGUGUUUCUGACCCGGUGCAUCUAUUGUAUUUAUGGAGCAGCUGGUGCAUGCUGAUGUAUGGGUGUGAAUACUGAGUCCAUCAUUUUUGUAACAGCAUUGUGUUUGUGUUUUUUGGAGUUGCUGUCCUGCUCAUGUGGGUCGUGGUGCCUGUGUUUGGAGGAGCUCAUGACCGCCAUGGUGAUUCUCUGAAUUAGAUGCUACUGACAGUGACUCCAUUUCUCCUUCUUGUUUUGGGAUUAGUCCAUUCAAUGUAAGACAUAGGUGCUCACAUACAGGGUUGAUUGUAGAGGUUGGCUUCAAUAGUGCUGUUAUAUGGCCAUGUCCUGAAACCAGUCAAAACUGGUGGUAGCUUGUACCAUCCUCACAGUCACUUUUCUUUCUUGUUUUAAAUGUGCCAUUUGCCCUUUAUAUCUGGGUAGAAAUAUUUUUUUCAAAUACGGGACCAAAUGUUCUCUGUCUCAUUGGGGAUUUGCCGUGGCAAUCAGUUGCACAUAGUGGAAGAAAAAGAUAAUCAUUCUAAGUAGUUCAUGCUGUUCAGCAUAGGGGUCCUGCUGUUGUGGCCCUUAAGACACUGUAUGAUGUUGUGCAUUUAAGAGGCCAGCCUUAGUAAAUGGACCUAUUUUCUCUAGUUGCACAAUGUUAAAAAAAAGAAUUGUUUUCUAUCCUCCUUGUCCUGCUUUUCAGUUGUUGUGCUUUGUGUCUGUAUUCUAACAUUUUUUUAUUGUUGUUUUAAAUGAUGAAAUGCUGCUGUUUGUUGAAACGCAAAAGUGCCCAAAAUAUUUUUGUGAACCGAUGGUGUGCAAUAAAUGGACUGGUGGUGUUUU